This is a messenger RNA of Lottia gigantea (owl limpet), 2094 nucleotides long. RefSeq lists its product as hypothetical. Bases 1 to 2094 code for a protein of 697 amino acids. NCBI's taxonomy places the organism in Eukaryota, Metazoa, Mollusca, Gastropoda, Lottiidae. Gene Ontology annotation, molecular function: ubiquitin binding. The record is from RefSeq and is a predicted model, not a curated record. Gene Ontology annotation, cellular component: nucleus; endoplasmic reticulum. The transcript has 17 exons.
AUGUACAUACCAAGUCCUAUAGAAGAUAUUGUUAAUAUCAGUGAUGAUGAAUCCUCAAAUGCAUCAGGUGCAGCAUCUGCUAGUCAUAUAGCAGCUGUUGGUAUGUCUGUACCAUCAUCUAGUUACAGCAAUAUUAGACGCAGGAUGUUAAAUUUUAGUGUAGAAUAUAGAGAUAGAAAUAUUCCUGUUGUUAUUGCUGAUAAUGAAACAAUAGGUGUUAUCAAAGAUAUUUUAGAGGGAGAAAUAGGUAUUCCUGCUGGUCAACAGGUUUUAAAGGGCAUCAAAAGAAAAUUUGACGAUACAACUAUAUUAAGAGAUUUACACCUACCAAAAGACAAUUCUUUAUAUGUGUUAACACCAAAUAUUAAUAAUCCUACAUUAUCAAGAUCUCGGGAAGAUAAUAACCAUAUACACAAUCAUGAUAUGAAUGAAGAAUACAAGUUAGAAAUAUCAUUUAAUGAAAGUAGUAGAUAUAGAAUGUAUAAUUUAAAAUAUCCUGGUAGAAAAACUGUACAAGAGGUGAAACAAGAUUUAUCCAAUGUAUCAGAUAUACCAGUAAGACAUCAGAUCUGGACAGGGUGGCCUCAAGGUACCAAAGAUAAUUUAUAUUUAUCUCAGUGCGGUCUAGAUUUACCAACACAUAAAUUAACUCUAGCCAGGGCCAAUAAUACAACCAAUAAUAAAUCUACUCAUAGACACACUGCAGACGAAGUUGUAAUGGAAUUAAGUAGUGAUGAAGAUGAAGUUAUUGAUAGUUUUCAGGAAGAUGAACUGUUCAACUCAGAAUCAGAUUCUACACCUAGUCGACGAAAUACUACCUUAAUGCCAGAAAGUUUUUCAGAUGAAACAGAAGCUUUAGAACAUCUUACUAGAGAAUUUAAAGAACGAUACGGUGAAACACAUCCAGUAUUUUUUAUUGGAUCAUUAGAUGAUGCUAUAAAAGAAUCUUUACAACUAAAAGCCACAGAUAGGAAGUUAUUAGCUAUAUAUUUACAUCAUGAUGGAAGUAUAUUUUCUAAUGUAUUUUGUUCUCAAUUAUUAUGUUCUGAUAGUAUUGUCAAUUAUUUAUCAAGUAAUUUUAUCACCUGGGCCUGGGAUCUCACUCAUGAAGCCAACACAAAUAGAUUCAUCACUACAGCAACACGUCACUUUGGAAGUGUGGCAGCUACGCAGAUGAGAAAUUAUAGAAGUGAAGAUUUACCGGCAUUAUUAAUUAUAUCACGGUCACGCGCUACUAAUGAAAUAGUUGAUGUUAUACAGGGUCAUGUAACAUUAGAUGAAUUAAUGACAAGAUUAAUACAUUCUGUAGAAAUAUUUAAAGAACAACAAAUAGCAGACAUUGCUGAAGAGUUGAUACUGUCCAUUUGUAUCGUUAGAAAAUUAUAUGUAAGAUACAGCAAAUAUAGCACUUACUGUUUCCACCUGUCAGUGAUGCAGGUUAGACACGCUGACAUGGAAUUGUGUCUUGAAAUUUGGAUGGUAUAUAAAACAGGUCUCGUUUGCUGCACAAUGUACCCUUUCAAAGAUCCCAGUACACAAAAAAUGAAACAGGCUAUUAACAACGACUUGGCUCAUAUUUACCUAUGUAAACAUCCUAAUUUUUUCUUUCAAAUUCAGCAAGAAAGAACGAAUAGAGAAUUAAUCAAACAGCAGCAAGAUGCAGCUUAUGAAGAGUCAUUAGCAGCUGAUAAAGCUAAAGCUGAAAUCCAGAGAGAAGAAGAAGCCAAAAGACAAGCUAUAUUAGAAGUUGAAUUAGAGAAACAAAGAGAAGAAGACAGGCUGAAACAAGAAGAAGACGAUCAACAAUCAGUAUCAAGAUCUCUAGCACCAGAACCUCCUGAAGAUGCUACAUAUCUCAUUAGUCAGAUAAGAUUUCGUGUACAAGGUGGUGAUGUUAUCACUAGACGUUUCCGAGCUGAUGAUACAAUACAAACACUACUCAAUUUCUUAAUAACUAAAGGUUUCCAUACAGAAGAAUAUAAAGUUAUAACCACAUAUCCUAGACGUGAUAUUACACAGUUAGAUGAAACACAGACAUUACAAGAUGCUAAAUUAUUUCCUCAAGAAACUUUAAUCUUGGAGGAGAAAUCUUAA